UACAUCUUUGCGACCCGCCAACACAUCAACCACCCACCUCACACGACAUCACUGACGCGUUCGCGACUGAACCCUCAGUCAGAAGCAAAAAAAAGAUGCCUGCCCUCACAGUCGACACGACCUCACCAAACUCCUCACCCCAUCCGGGAUUGCGGAAUGGCGCCCCGUCGUACGCGCCGCACGACAGCGCCUCGUCACAACACUUGCGCCCUUCGAGUCCGCCCCAGCCGCCUUACUCACCCAUAACACCCACCUUGGCCGCCGCACGCCUCGACACGAUCGUGCCUCCCUUGCCGCAGCAGCCGUUGCGAACAUACACACACUCGCGGGCCGACGCGACGUUUAUCCCGCCCCCGCCUGCGCCGGUGGAGGUGAUUGACUUUGACUCGAAUACGGAUGUGCUGGCGGUGAAGAGCGCGAUAAGCGUGUUGCAGCUGCAGAAGAAGAAGGCGGCGCAGGAUAUAAGGACGUUGCAGAGGUUUAAGAAUCAAGCUAUGCAGGAUCCGGAGGCGUUUUUGCGCGCGGCGGAUAUGGGGGAGAUAAGGACGGAUACGGAUGCGACGUUUCCGGAGGAUAGCGAGGAGGAGGAUGAAGACGAGGUUGAUGGUGAUGUGGAGAUGAAUGGGACGGAAGAGCGCGCGACGAAGGUCGAGGAGCACAAAGAAGCCAGCAUGAAGAACGGGACGGCGCAUACAAAGACACAUUCUUCGUUCCCUCCUCUACCCGUGCCGCAGAAGGUGGUCAAAGUACCACCGAUCAACUGGGCGCAGUACGGCGUCAUCGGCGACUCACUGGAUAAACUGCACAAUGACCAGCUCCAACAUCCGACUCCCGGCUCACCAGCGCGACUCGGGCCAGACGGCCAGGUUCUAAACGGCUACACGGGCAACGAGUUUGAGAUGCGCGACCCCUCACCACAGAGUCCAGCGGGUACGUUGAAAGGCACGGGAUCUCCAGCCAAGAAACCGGGGAAAGCCGCACCACCUGCGAAAAAGAAGGGGAAAUGAAGAGACGCGACUAUACGCGAAGAGUUUACGAUGAAAUGAUGAAUGAGGCGCAACGGCGCAAAGGGACGGAUAGCGACGGGUGUGAUGAUGGAACUUCUUUGCAAAAUUUGAGCGUUUUGGCGGGCCGGACGGCGAUUAUACGAGUACAAUGAAUUGAAACGUGAGCGGAGAUUACGGUUGCGCGGGCGGGGAGGUGAUGUCGCUGGCGGCAUCCACGGUUAUUAUGUGAUGCAUAGAGCAUGGCGCGAUAGAUGGGUCUUUAUAUAGAAGGUCAUGAGCAAUCAUACAAAGAGCAU
Messenger RNA from Pseudogymnoascus verrucosus, 1303 nucleotides. RefSeq lists its product as uncharacterized. Bases 96 to 1007 code for a protein of 303 amino acids. The record is from RefSeq and is a predicted model, not a curated record. The transcript has a single exon. NCBI's taxonomy places the organism in Eukaryota, Fungi, Ascomycota, Leotiomycetes, Thelebolales, Thelebolaceae.